This is a messenger RNA of Artibeus jamaicensis (Jamaican fruit-eating bat), 6365 nucleotides long. RefSeq names its product ArfGAP with SH3 domain, ankyrin repeat and PH domain 1 (gene ASAP1). Gene Ontology annotation, molecular function: GTPase activator activity; protein binding. NCBI's taxonomy places the organism in Eukaryota, Metazoa, Chordata, Mammalia, Chiroptera, Phyllostomidae. Gene Ontology annotation, biological process: positive regulation of GTPase activity. The coding region runs from base 8 to 3739 and encodes 1243 amino acids. Gene Ontology annotation, cellular component: cytoplasm. The record is from RefSeq and is a predicted model, not a curated record. The transcript is spliced from 29 exons.
GACGGGAAUGCUUAGUCAGGAUCCUGAUUUCCUGUCGAAGUGUUUGGAUUUCCUGAAACCCGCGCCCUCGCCGCAGAGCGGGAUCGUCCAAGCAGCGCGCGUCGCUAGGGCCUCCUCCCCCCGGCACAUGGUCGCCCGCCCCUUCCUGCGCCGCGCUCGCCGCCCGAGCCUCGCCUGGCCGCCGCCGUUGCGGGCGGGCACUCCGCGUUUGGGCAGCCCGGCCCGCGCCCCCCACCGCGUCCGCAGCUCUCCGCCGCACCCUGCGUUCAGCUCCGAGAGCCCCGAUCACUCGGCCGAGGGGGCCGGGGCGCGGGCGUCUGCGGAGCCGUCGCCGAGCCCGCGAUGGAAUAAUGCCCAGCGGCUCGCCUGGUCCCGGAUGCCGGACCAGAUCUCCGUCUCCGAGUUCAUCGCCGAGACCACCGAAGACUACAACUCGCCUACCACGUCCAGCUUCACCACGCGGCUGCACAACUGCAGGAACACCGUAACCCUGCUGGAGGAGGCACUAGACCAAGAUAGAACAGCCUUACAGAAGGUGAAGAAGUCUGUAAAAGCAAUAUACAAUUCUGGUCAAGAUCAUGUACAAAAUGAGGAAAACUACGCACAAGUUCUGGAUAAGUUUGGGAGUAAUUUUUUAAGUCGAGACAACCCAGAUCUUGGCACUGCUUUUGUCAAAUUUUCUACUCUGACAAAGGAACUGUCCACACUGCUGAAAAAUCUGCUCCAGGGUCUGAACCACAAUGUGAUCUUCACUUUGGAUUCCUUGUUAAAGGGAGACCUGAAGGGAGUCAAAGGAGAUCUCAAGAAGCCAUUCGACAAAGCCUGGAAAGAUUAUGAGACAAAGUUUACAAAAAUUGAGAAGGAGAAGAGAGAGCAUGCGAAACAGCACGGCAUGAUCCGCACGGAGAUCACGGGGGCCGAGAUCGCCGAGGAGAUGGAGAAGGAGCGGCGCCUCUUCCAGCUCCAGAUGUGUGAAUAUCUCAUUAAAGUGAAUGAAAUCAAGACCAAAAAGGGCGUGGAUCUGCUGCAGAACCUUAUCAAGUAUUAUCACGCACAGUGCAAUUUCUUUCAAGAUGGCUUGAAAACGGCUGAUAAACUGAAACAGUACAUUGAAAAACUGGCUGCUGAUUUAUAUAAUAUAAAACAGACCCAGGAUGAAGAGAAGAAACAGCUCACUGCACUCCGAGACUUAAUCAAAUCCUCUCUUCAACUUGAUCAGAAAGAAGACUCUCAGAGCCGGCAGGCGGGCUACAGCAUGCACCAGCUCCAGGGCAAUAAGGAGUACGGCAGUGAGAAGAAGGGGUACCUGCUGAAGAAGAGUGACGGGAUCCGCAAAGUGUGGCAGAGGAGGAAGUGCGCCGUCAAGAACGGGAUGCUGACCAUCUCCCACGCCACGUCUAACAGGCAGCCAGCGAAGCUGAACCUUCUCACCUGCCAGGUGAAACCGAAUGCGGAGGACAAGAAGUCUUUUGACCUGAUCUCACAUAAUAGGACGUAUCACUUUCAAGCAGAAGAUGAACAGGAUUACGUAGCAUGGAUUUCAGUGUUGACAAACAGCAAAGAGGAGGCCCUGACCAUGGCCUUCCGUGGAGAGCAGAGCACGGGUGAGAACAGCCUGGAGGACCUGACCAAAGCCAUUAUCGAGGACGUCCAGCGGCUCCCUGGGAAUGACGUCUGCUGCGACUGUGGCUCAUCAGAACCAACCUGGCUUUCCACCAACUUGGGUAUUUUGACCUGCAUAGAAUGUUCCGGCAUCCACAGGGAAAUGGGGGUUCAUAUUUCUCGCAUCCAGUCUUUGGAACUAGACAAAUUAGGAACUUCUGAACUCUUGCUGGCCAAGAAUGUAGGAAAUAAUAGUUUCAAUGAUAUUAUGGAAGCGAAUUUACCAAGCCCCUCACCAAAACCCACCCCGACAAGUGAUAUGACUGUACGGAAAGAAUACAUCACGGCAAAGUAUGUAGAUCAUCGGUUUUCAAGGAAGACCUGUUCUUCUUCAUCCGCUAAACUGAACGAAUUGCUCGAGGCCGUCAGAUCCAGGGAUUUGCUUGCACUAAUUCAAGUCUAUGCAGAGGGCGUGGAGCUCAUGGAGCCACUGCUGGAAUCUGGGCAGGAGCUCGGGGAGACAGCCCUUCAUCUUGCAGUCCGAACUGCAGACCAGACAUCUCUCCAUUUGGUUGACUUUCUUGUACAAAACUGUGGGAACCCGGACAAGCAGACAGCCCUGGGGAACACAGCCCUGCACUACUGCAGUAUGUAUGGGAAACCCGAGUGUUUGAAGCUUGUUCUCAGGAGCAAGCCCACCGUGGAUGUCGUUAACCAGGCCGGCGAGACGGCCCUGGACAUAGCCAAGAGACUCAGAGCCACCCAGUGUGAAGAUUUGCUUUCCCAGGCCAAGUCGGGAAAGUUCAACCCACAUGUGCACGUCGAAUACGAAUGGAAUCUGCGACAGGAGGAGAUGGAUGAGAGCGAUGAUGACCUGGAUGACAAGCCGAGCCCCAUCAAGAAGGAGCGCUCGCCACGACCUCAGAGCUUCUGCCACUCCUCCAGCCUCUCGCCCCAGGACAAGCUGUCACUGCCGGGGUUCGGCACUCCACGGGACAAGCAGCGGCUCUCCUAUGGCGCCUUCACUAACCAGAUCUUCGCCUCCACGAGCACAGACUCACCCACGUCACCCACCUCGGAGGCACCUCCAUUGCCCCCUAGAAACGCCGGGAAAGGUCCAACUGGCCCACCUUCAACACUCCCUCUAAGCACCCAGACCUCUAGUGGCACCUCCACCCUGUCCAAGAAGCGGCCUCCUCCCCCACCACCUGGACACAAGAGAACCCUGUCUGACCCCCCCAGCCCACUACCUCACGGGCCCUCAAACAAAGGCGCAGUUCCUUGGGGUAACGAUAUGGGUCCAACAUCAUCCAGCAAGACCGCAAACAAGUUCGAGGGACUUUCUCAGCAGUCGAGCACCGGUUCUGCGAAGACUGCACUUGGUCCAAGAGUUCUUCCUAAACUACCUCAGAAAGUGGCACUACGGAAAACGGAAACCAGCCAUCAUCUCUCCCUGGAUAAAGCCAACAUCCCACCUGAAAUCGUCCAGAAACCGCCACAGCUGGCAGACUUGCCACAAAAGCCACCACCGGGGGACCUGCCCCCGAAACCCGCUGACCUGGCUCCCCCGAAGCCGGCCGACCUGGCUCCCAAGCCCCAAAUUGGAGAUUUGCCACCGAAGCCAGGAGAACUGCCCCCCAAGCCACAGCUGGGCGACCUGCCCCCCAAACCCCAGCUCUCAGACUUACCUCCCAAGCCACAGAUGAAGGACCUGCCCCCUAAGCCACAGCUGACCGACCUGCUGGCAAAAUCCCAGCCGGGAGACAUGUCGCCCAAGACUCAGCCGCUCUCUGACGUGGCCCCAAAGUCACACCCAGUGGAUCUCUCCCCAAAUGUGCCCGCCCGAGACGCCAUCCAAAAGCAAGCCUCGGAGGAUGCCAACGACCUGACGCCCACUCUGCCGGAGACGCCCGUCCCACUGCCCAGGAAGAUCAACACGGGAAAGAAUAAGGUGAGGCGGGUGAAGACCAUUUACGACUGCCAGGCGGACAACGACGACGAGCUGACCUUCAUCGAGGGCGAAGUGAUCGUGGUCACGGGGGAGGAGGACCAGGAGUGGUGGAUUGGCCACAUCGAAGGACAGCCUGAACGAAGGGGGGUCUUCCCAGUGUCCUUCGUUCACAUCCUGUCCGACUAGCAAAAAGCAGAACCUCGAGAUGGUCCACGCCCUUCAACGAGACUGCCGCCCCGUCACCUGUGCACACGUGUACACAGCCGCCACCACCGGAGCAGACACCCCCCGGAGGGCGGGUGCAGGAGUGGACUGUAGCAUUCGUUGUAAAUAAAUACCCUGUUGUUUUCCGCCUUUGCCAGUAUUAGGGGGGCCUGGGACCCAGCGCGCCGUACUGGUUUGCCAAAGCCAUCCUUGGCGUCUAGCACUUACAUCUCUGUCUGUGCUGUUUCCCAAGCGAACAGGAACAGAGGAGCGGCUGGCCUUGCAAAUGGAAGUGGUCUCCACAGCCGUCAAAAGGCGUAGAGUGGGCUCUGUGUUCCUCACAACACAGUGUUCUGAAUCAUGUCACUGAAAAUGCGACGAGAGCAAACAGGUGGGCUCUGUUACUAGGCGGGACUCUCAGCUCCGCCACGGGCCAGCCCGUAGUCGUCUGUGUGCGCCGCGUAUCGCUCCCCGCGCCGACUCUGGUAUUUAUUACAGGAAAGUGCUCAGUGCAACCUAAGUGUUACUCCUUCCGCAAAAUCAUCACUGACCCCAAAACCUUUGGUGGCAUUUUACUGUGCCCACAGCCUCAUGCGAGUCUAGACAAGUGGACUUAUACUGUCGUCUGAGGAGUGCCCGCCCCUGAGAUUUUACCUCAUUAUGCAAAAAUAACAUAGCCUUCGUGACUAUUUGACAAAAGUUUAAAACCCCUUGAGUGAAGUUCAACUGCCAGGAACCAAGGACUGCCGGGAAGUAGGAGCCUGUCUACCUUAUGCAUGCGUUCAGAAGCCCACCUGAAAUCUGCCUUUUAUAAAGGAACGUACGGGUCAGUUGAACUGUACAUUUUUUAAACCGGAUUGCCAUUAAAGCAGAAGUUAUAAGGUUGCAACAAUACUUGUUUCUGGUCAGUCCUUUAGCUUUCUCAAGAGUAUGGAUUUACAUAUCAUGUUGAGAAUUAGCAUCCUUCAAAUGUGUUAAAGCAUCUCAUGCGUCAGUUGUAAGUUAUUUUCGUAGUUCUGUUCUUGACACAUUUAAACUCGUAAAAGAUUACUCAAGAGGAUGACAGGUUUAAAAGUCAGCCUUGCACACAGCUCCCCGGCCGUAGGACCCAGGUGCUGAAUGAAACUAGCCUCUUCUUUUUUCCCACUCUUUUCUAAACCCGGUUGUAGAUAAGUUCUCCAGUCUCCGGCUCUGUUCAGUAGACGUGCUGCCUUCGGGUCAGUUCAUAACCAAGGUUUUAAACGCUGCUGUGAAUUGCACUGUGAAAAAGCUCUUCCCGAGAUGAGUCCCCCCCUUCUUGGUUUUCUCUUCACCCCAGUGUGUUUAUCGGACCACGAGCACGCCGUGCCUAUUUCGGCCCUUUGCGUGCGUCGGAAUUCUGAAAAGAAUAUUUUCAGUUCCCUCCCCCGCUGCUGGGACUGCACUGAUUCUGAGGCUCAGGUGUCAGUCUGGCAUUACAUCUGCUUAAACUACUUUGUUGGCAAUCGCACAGAAAACUAAUAUUUUUCAGCAGAUAAUCUUGGCAGUGAGUGAGACUCAUUCAUUUCCCAGAAGCACAACUCCCAACCGAGCCCUUAGGGAAAAUCGUCAUUUCUAAGCGUCACGGUGCCCAGGGAGUAUUAAUUUAGCUCUGCGUGAGUGGUGACUGUGAGGACUCGGGGUGCCCACCUAGUUAACAGCCCUCGCAUGGCAGACCCGCUGCACCAUCUCUUCUCAGCUGUUAGUGGAAAGUGAUUGAGCGGUUGCUUCCGUGGCCUCGCAGCACCUGUGAUCCCCACAGCCAGAGGCGGGGGCCGGCCAGCGUGCUGGUGCUCGGCCAGCCCCCAGCCUGGGGACCUCCGCCACACGGGUGUCAGGACAGGAAGUCGCCGUCCCUAGUUCCUCCGUGUCCUGGUUCAUUCAGUGACAUCUUUUGAGUUGCAUUUAAAAACGAUUCACUUCUGCAGCCUGUGGUAUUUUCAGCUGAUCUCCAAAUAAACUGGUUUCUAAAAAACCGCAUAAACUAGAUGUCUGAAAUGACUUGGAAUCAGUCUGUUCUUUAUCCCUUUUUGCAGCCAGUUAAACGCAUUUUUUUAAUGCUUUUUUCCCCCCCGGGUUUUGUCUUUGUUUUCCAUCAGGAAUCUGAGUUUUCUCUAACCCAGCUGACUGUGGGACAUAGGAAAACUGGGUAUAAAUACCUUUGCUGAUCUUGGUUGAGUUGAAAUCUGAUAUUGUUCUUAAACUCAGUGAGCCACUAUCUGCAAUUUUUGUACAUGAUAUAGUAUUUUGAAGGUAUGGAACUUUAUGAAAAAAUAGCUAAUUAGUUCUUUUUUUUCUCCUCAGAGGGGAAAGGUAUGUUCUGCAAAUAGUGUGUGUCUUAUUUUACUGUUGAACAGCAAUUGCUAUUUAUUUUUUUAUUGCCUAGAACUUUUCCCCUGUUGUAUAGGAAUCCCAUACGCCACUAGCUAAAUUCCGAAUUCUCAUCUGGAUGUUACGCUCCAACAUCAGUACACUCGUCAUUUCACAUGUAUUUAAUGUGACAGUUUUUUCAGUACUGUAUGUGUUCAUUUCUACUUUUUUUAAUAUUUAAAAUUGCUUUUAAAUAAACAUAUUCUCAGUUGAUCCCAAA